AUGCAACCUGAUUUCAUUUUUUAUGGAAUUAAUGGUGGUCCAACAGCUUUAUAUCAAUUACCACAACCUAAUAUUUAUUUAUUUUGGUUAGUAGGAUCAGGAAAUGGUAAUGUAAUUUUAUUAUCUACUAAAUUAAAACAAAAUUUGGGUAUUAUAUAUAAUGGAAGUUCUAUAAAAGGAGAAAGUGAAAUUUGUCCAAUUAAUGAAAUUUCUAGUACUUUUGUUAAAGCUACUACUAAUGAUUUAUUAUAUGAUGUUUGGAUUCAUCAACGAUCAUAUGGUUUAAUUAAUAUAGAGUUAACAAUUACUGGAUCAACAGAGACAUUCUUUACAUAUAAAUGUAUUGAAAGAAAACAUAUCAAUAUAAAAUGUUAUGGUUUUUUAAAAUUUUUAACAUUUAAUGAUAAUAUAUUUGUUAUUGAUCAUCUUGACAAUUUGUGUAUAUUUAAUUCACUUGAUGAUAAUUUAGAUUUUGACAAAACUUUAGUUAAUUUAAAUAGAGAUAAAUAUGGAAUACCUUUAGUUAUGAAAAAGAUUAGAGAAAAUUAUUUGAUUAUUGGAACAGAUGGUGGAUAUCUUCUUUUUAUUGAUAUUAAAAUUAAAAAAAUUAUAUUUUUUAUGAAACAAGAGAAGAUAUCACCAAUAUUUGGUAUUGACAUUUAUAAUGAUAAAAUAAUUGUCGGAACAAGAAGUCAAAAAUUUUGGAUUGGGAAUUUUAGUGAUAUAUUAAAUAAUAUUUCAGAUGAAAUAUUAUAUACAACAAUACCCUCAGAGAUUCCAUCUAAAUUGACAAAUUUAAUAAUUGAACCUAAAAAUGGAAAAUUUUUUGUUGUUACAUGUACUGAUGGAAGAUUUUUUUUUUGUAAAGAAUCAAAAAACAACGAAAAAAGUGCUAAACCAUUGAAAGAAAUUAAUUAUAGUAAAUCAACAAUAUCUUCAAUAUCUUGGGAAUCAAACGACGACAUAAGUGCUUUUAAUUUAUUAGUUGGUUUGAGAGAAGAAUCCAAACUUUGUUAUUGGAAAUUUUCCUAG
Strongyloides ratti is the source of this 1032-nucleotide messenger RNA. Its product is annotated as WD40/YVTN repeat-like-containing domain and WD40-repeat-containing domain-containing protein. The record is from RefSeq and is a predicted model, not a curated record. Bases 1 to 1032 code for a protein of 343 amino acids. Gene Ontology annotation, molecular function: protein binding. Lineage: Eukaryota; Metazoa; Nematoda; Chromadorea; Rhabditida; Strongyloididae. The transcript has a single exon.